AUGCCUGCCGUCGCCGUUGCAGACUCGACGCCCGCCCAGUCGGCCAAGGAGGCCGCCAAGUCGGUCGCCGUCCUCGACGAGCUGCUCAAGACGCUCUCCGUCUCCAAGACCGCCGACGAGGCCAAGGCGGCCGCCAGCAACAUCGCCUCCCUCCUCAACGGCCCGACCGAAGAGCACGUCGUGCCCACCAAGGCCGUCGAGUCGCUGAAGAAGCAGCUGGCCAACAAGAAGGAUGCGGCGGCGCGUGAGAAGGCGCUGGACGCCAUCCUCGCCAUCGCACAGCACGCCUCCGUCUCGCCCGCGAUGGAGCCCUACAUCCUCGCCAUGCUGGGCCCCACGCUCGCGGCCGUCAGCGACAAGAUGAACUCCGUCAAGGAGCUGGCCCAGCAGGCCGCUCUCGCCAUCGUCAAGUCCAUCAACGCCAACGCCGUCAAGGCCGCGCUCCCCGCCAUCGUCAAGUCCAUCCUGACGGCCCAGAAGUGGGCGGAGAAGAUGACCGGCCUCGCCUGCAUCGAGGCCCUCGUCGAGUCAGCUCCCACCCAGCUCGCCACCCGCGUGCCGGACCUCAUCCCCGUCGUCUCGGAGUCCAUGUGGGACACCAAGCCAGAGGUCAAGAAGGCCGCCUACGCCACCAUGGAGAAGGUCUGCGCCCUCAUCUCCAACAAGGAUAUCGAGCGCUUCAUCCCCGAGCUCAUCAAGUGUAUCGCCAAGCCGGAGAACGUUCCCGAGACCGUCCACCUGCUCGGCGCCACCACCUUCGUCACCGACGUCCACGAGCCCACCCUGGCCAUCAUGGUGCCCCUGCUCGACCGUGGCCUCGCCGAGCGCGAGACCGCCAUCAAGCGAAAGUCUGCCGUCAUCGUCGACAACAUGUGCAAGCUCGUCGAGGAUCCCCAGAUCGUCGCCGCCUUCCUGCCAAAGCUCAUGCCCGCCCUCAACAAGAACUACGACACCCUCGCAGACCCCGAGGCCCGUGAGAAGACCAAACAGGGCCUCGACACCCUCAUCCGUGUCGGUGCCGUCGUCGACGGAAAGAUCCCCGAGGUCUCCAAGGCCGGUGACAUCGAGACCGUCUCCGCCAUCCUCAAGGAGAUCCUCGAGCCCAAGUUCAAGGCCCAGAUCGAGCCCGCUGCCGCUACCAUCGAGUACAUCGCCGCCAUCGCCGGCCAGCUCAUCGACGAGAAGGUCGUCGAUGUCGCCGACUGGACCGAGAACGUGCUCGCCUACCUCACCGUCAUCGUCGGCGAGGAGGACGCCCGCUCCAUGGCCGAGACCCUCCGCAAGCGCGCCUCUCCCGCUGCCGCUGCCGAGACCGAGGUCGAGCCCGACGAGGAGGAGGGCGAGGACCUCUGCAACUGCACCUUCAACCUGGCCUACGGUGCCAAGAUCCUGCUCAACCAGACCCAUCUCCGCCUCAAGCGCGGCCAGCGGUACGGUCUGCUCGGACCCAACGGUUCCGGAAAGUCUACCCUCAUGCGUGCCAUCAACAACGAACAGGUCGAGGGUUUCCCCAAGAAGGACGAAGUCAAGACCGUCUUCGUCGAGCACGACCUCGACGCUGCCGACACAGAGCAGACCGUCAUCGGCUGGACCGAGAAGAAGCUGCGCGAUGUUGGCAUCACCACCGAGCUCUCCGCCAUCGAGAACCAGCUCGUCGAGUUCGGCUUCGUCCGCGAGCAGCUCGAGAGCCCCAUCACCUCCCUCUCCGGUGGCUGGAAGAUGAAGCUCGCCCUCGCCCGUGCCGUCUUCGAGAAGCCCGACAUCCUCCUCCUCGACGAGCCCACCAACCAUCUCGACGUCAAGAACGUCGCCUGGCUCGAGGAGUACCUCACCAACUCCCCCUGCACCUCCAUCAUCGUCUCCCACGACUCCAAGUUCUUGAACAACGUCAUCCAGCACGUCAUCCUCUACGACCGCUUCAAGCUCCGCCGCUACCGCGGUGACCUCAACGCCCUCGUCAAGCGCGUCCCCUCCGCCCGCUCCUACUUCGAGCUCGGCGCCUCCGAGAUGGAGUUCAAGUUCCCCGAGCCCGGCUUCCUCGAGGGUGUCAAGACCAAGGCCAAGGCCAUCGUCCGUGUCAACAAGAUGUCCUUCCAGUACCCCGGAACCUCCAAGCCCCAGAUCAGCGACAUCACCUUCCAGUGCUCGCUCGGCUCCCGUAUCGCCGUCAUCGGCCCCAACGGUGCCGGAAAGUCUACCCUGGUCAACGUCCUGACCGGUGAACUCAUCCCCACCACCGGAGAGGUCUACCAGCACGAGAACAUCCGUAUCGCCUACAUCAAGCAGCACGCUUUCGCCCACAUCGACAACCACCUCGACAAGACCCCCUCCGAGUACAUCCAGUGGCGAUUCGCCACCGGUGAGGACCGCGAAACCAUGGACCGUGCCAACAAGAUCGUCACCGACGAGGACGAGAAGGCCAUGGACAAGAUCUACCGCAUCGACGGCUCCCAGCGUCGUGUCAUCGGUAUCCACUCCCGCCGUAAGUUCAAGAACUCCUACGAGUACGAGUGCUCCUUCACCCUUGGUGAGAACGUCGGCAUGAAGAACGAGAAGUGGACUCCCAUGAUGUCCGCCGACAACGCCUGGAUCCCACGUAACGAGAUCCUCUCCUCUCACGCCAAGAUGGUCGCCGAGGUUGACCAGAAGGAGGCUCUCGCCUCUGGUCAGUUCCGCCCCCUCGUCCGCAAGGAGAUCGAAGCCCACUGCAGCUUCUUCGGCCUCGACGCCGAACUCAUCUCCCACUCCCGCAUGCGCGGUCUCUCCGGUGGUCAGCGUGUCAAGGUCGUCCUUGCUGCCUGCUCGUGGCAGCGUCCUCACCUGAUCGUCCUUGACGAACCAACCAACUACCUCGACCGUGACUCACUCGGUGCCCUCUCCAAGGCCCUCAAGUCCUUCGAGGGUGGUGUCAUCAUCAUCACUCACAGCAAAGAGUUCACCGAAAACCUUACCAGCGAAGUCUGGGCCGUCGUUGACGGAAAGAUGACUCCUUCCGGCCACAACUGGGUUCAGGGUCAAGGUUCCGGCCCCCGACUCACCGACAAGGGCGAUGACGAGGAGGACAAGUUCGAUGCCAUGGGCAACAAGAUUACCGGUACCAAGAAGGCCAAGAAGCUCACCUCGUCCGAACUCCGAAAGAAGAAGAAGGACCGUAUGGCUCGCCGCAAGAGAGGCGAGGAGGUCUUCUCCGACGAGGACGAGUAA
Molecule: messenger RNA, 3204 nt
Organism: Microsporum canis CBS 113480
Lineage: Eukaryota; Fungi; Ascomycota; Eurotiomycetes; Onygenales; Arthrodermataceae
Product: elongation factor 3
Exons: 2
Coding region: 1-3204 (1067 amino acids)
Molecular function (GO): ATP hydrolysis activity; translation elongation factor activity; ATP binding
Source: RefSeq, a predicted model, not a curated record